Messenger RNA from Lolium rigidum, 1444 nucleotides. RefSeq lists its product as uncharacterized. Bases 274 to 1230 code for a protein of 318 amino acids. The record is from RefSeq and is a predicted model, not a curated record. NCBI's taxonomy places the organism in Eukaryota, Viridiplantae, Streptophyta, Magnoliopsida, Poales, Poaceae. The transcript has 2 exons.
UUCCGCUUCGUCUUCCACCUUGCCUAAUCCGGCUCCCGCUCCCCACCCUCGUGCUCCUACUCGCUCCCCCCCUCCAAUCGCCUCCGCGCCGCCUAUAUAACCCCCGCCCCACCCAGGCAGCCGCCUCCCCUCCCCAAUCCGACGGCGCCGAGGUAGCUAGGUCACGAGGAUCCCCAUUCCGGACCGCCGCUAGGCUGGCUGUCUUUCUUGCUGCCGCCGCCAGCCUUGGCUAACCGCCGUCCGGCCUGGUAGGCGGCGCCCAUCCUCCCGGCCAUGGGUGGCCGCAAUCGGCGAUGGCACGCGAAGCGCUACCACGGCGGCUCUCCGAACCCUCCUCGUCCCUCGCUUCCGUCGUAUCCUGGCCUUCCUGGAUAUGAUCACGUGGACAAUCAAUGCCCAGUCCCACUAUGGGAAAGGGAAUUUUGCAGUUAUGUUGGCGGCAUUUCCUGGCCAAGGUUCUGCGAAAAUAAAUACUUUUCUUAUAUUUACAAAGAGAUAGAUCAAUGGGACGACUCAGCAGCAUUUGAGAAUUUCCAGAAGGCGAAGUCAAGAUUCUGGUCUCACUAUCAUGGCCAACCAUCUGAUAUACCUUUACCUGACCCUGAUCUGUACAUUGAGAAGGUUGAUCACCGCUGCGAAGUCGACCCUGAGUUGGUAGCUGACCUGGAAAUGGUAGGGCUACCAUUUGAGGCGGACAAUGAGUCCGCCAUAGCUGCCAAUAAAAAGUCCCAGAACCAGUCUGGAAACUGGGACAUAUAUGUAGAGAAGCCGGCUGAAGUCAACAAGUGGGAGGAGGACAACUCAAGAUCCAACACGGGUUGGGGAGUGAAUCCUGACCCUUUGAAUGGUUGGAAUAAAAUCAGCUCUGGCUGGGGUGAUGCUCUGGUGCAGCCCAGCUGGGGCAGCUCAGGCAACAACCAUUGUGCAGCAGAUAACUGGAACAGCUCCCAUGGAGCAUACAACAACCACCCUGCAGCAAAUAACUGGAGCAGCUCCCAUGGAGCGCCCAACAACGCGUACCAGGAUCCAAGCAGCACAUACCAGGAUCCAAGGAGCGCAUAUGGCAGGAAAAGGAACGGCGGUGGAUACUCCCAGCAGAGGAACAGCAGGUCAAGGCACCAGGCUGAGGACUACCAGAGGGGCAGAUGGCAAGAUCACAGGGGGAGGAAUAGCGAGCGCUUUCCAUUUGACAAUAGGCCAAAUGGACAGAGAGCAGAGCGUGGAUUUUGAGUUGGUGCUGUGAAAGAACAUGUGGGAAGGUUGGCUGGGUGAUAAAUUACCCAUCUUCUCGUUUCUUUUGCCUGGAGCUGUGUGUGUAAUGGUUGGAUGUUACCCACCUUCUCGUUUCUUUUGCCUGGAGCUGUAUGUGUAAUGGUUGGAUGUUGGAUGUUUAAAGAUGUUCCCUGUAAGGAAAUGUUCUGGGUUAUGUUGCUCCUCUUUGAGA